Molecule: messenger RNA, 337 nt
Organism: Acanthoscelides obtectus
Lineage: Eukaryota; Metazoa; Arthropoda; Insecta; Coleoptera; Chrysomelidae
Source: the annotation of a GenBank genome assembly
UCUGACAGAACGGAGACAGAGCGAGGUUAAGCUACAACAGAAUAAUCUGAUAAAAUUUCAGAGGUCUGAUAAUAAUUCAGAUAAGAUAAUGGUCAAGUCAUUGAGUACAGGUAAAAUAGACUUACCAGAACGCAAGGAAUUCAGAGCGAACAGCUUAAAUUCACAAACCAUCAUGGAACCGACUUUGAAAACUCAACAGGACAAGUCUCCAACCUCAUCUACAGAGAGGAUAUCGAAAUUCUUUUCCACUUCUCAUAACACGAUACUUCAACAGAGGCACAAUUCUAUUUCAACAACGCAAAAAUUGACAUUACAGUACACGAGGUUGAUAAUUUGA